This is a messenger RNA of Anopheles maculipalpis, 954 nucleotides long. RefSeq lists its product as uncharacterized. Bases 1 to 954 code for a protein of 317 amino acids. The record is from RefSeq and is a predicted model, not a curated record. The transcript has 2 exons. Lineage: Eukaryota; Metazoa; Arthropoda; Insecta; Diptera; Culicidae.
AUGAUGCCAGCUCGAUCCUGUUCGAUGGUGUUGGUGGUAGCUCUCAUUGCUACCAUCGCUUCGGGAGCUUCGAUUGCGUCCAAUCUGGUCGAGGAGGAGCGACCAAGAAUCGCGAGCAGCGAGGAACUGUUAUCUUCGAUUGUGAACGAGUGCUUCGAUGGUGCCUCGGUGAUGGGUUGCCUGAAGGGCAAAGUGCUGCUGUAUCUGGACGGUAUGCUGGGACUUCGAGAAGAGGAAGCACGUUCCUUCAACGAGCGCAACGUCGAUGAAGUGAUCUUCGAUCGUGUUGGACGUGUGCUGGCCACCCACGAGAUCCGUGUUCAACUGCCGGAAGAUACCGUCGUGAGCUAUCGUGCCGAUAAGGGAUUGGACAUUGACGUGCUCCCGGCAGGACUUGCUACUGAAGCGGCCCGUGGUCAUUUACUGAAGAAGAAACUCCUGCUUCCAGUGUUGCUGCUGCUGAAGCUGAAGAUGAAGGCGCUGAUGCCGAUCUUCCUUGGGCUGAUCGGACUGAAGGCAAUGAAGGCGCUUAUCCUGUCCAAGCUGGCCAUUACGCUUGUGCUCGGUUUCCUGAUCGCCCAGCUCGUGAAGAAGUCCGGACUCGGUAUGCCCAUGUCGAUGAUGCCCAUGAUGCCACCAGCUCCGGCCGCUGAGUAUGGAGCGCCUGUGCCCGCUUCCUCUACGCCUGCCUCCAGCUAUGAACCCUCGUCCUGGGAAUCAUCGUCCGGACCGUACUCUCGCCUGUGGGAACCGUCCACAUCCGGAUCGUCCCAUAACCUCGCGUACAGCUCGUACUACCCCAGCUCGAGCGGUUCCAGCUCGUACACGGCAUACAAUGCUGGCUCUAGCAGCUCGUCGUCAGUCGGCUCCGGUAGCUCCUCCUCUUCCUCCUCUCCUUCCUCAGGAUCCUCCUCCUCGUCCUCUUCCUCGUCGAAUGCAGCGCACGCUUACUAG